AUGCCCGCUCUGGAAUUGGGACAGUCCAUCCCGCCAGACACUGCUCAUGCAGUGAGCGUUCAGCUUCCUACGUGGAAGGCAAAUGUCGGCUAUGAAGAGGGAGAAUCAUGGGUCGUCGAUAAGAUGACCACCGGUUAUCCCAGGAGCAUUGUAGCCUUGGCUGAAGAUCUGAUUGCCCAACAUGGCCCUUCGGGUCAGAAAGCCAUGUUGUUUCCCACCCCUCAUAUUGCGAGAAGGUGCCUGGCCUUUGUAAAGAAACAUGCAGAUGCCUCAAUUUCUGCCGGUGCCACCGUCAUUGAUUUCGGGCUCGACAUGACCAAGGAUAUCUCACCGCUCCUGCGCUCCCUGUCACCCACUGUCUCUGCCGUGGUGUAUGCCCCCGAGGUAUUCCCCUUUGCCAAGCAGUACUGGCAGCAUACAGGAGACGGAAUCUCAAGCCGAAGAGCGGAAUUCUGUCAUGGUCUAUUGAAGGAGGGCCUCUUCGUUCCCGUGGCAAGGCCCAACUCCCCAGUGGGAAAAGCCCACAGAGGUCCGAAGAGAUACCAUCGCCCAUCUUCCAUCGACGACACCAAGACGGCUCACCACCCAGCAGCCAAGGUGAACCCCCAGAGUGCGUUUGAAACGCAAGAAAGCCUACGCUUUCUCGAGGAACGCUUUGGCCGUAACCUCGACCUGUCCCUCGUCGAGCGCGCCAGGUCGGCCAUUAAGCGUAGAAUUGCGGGCGCCAUGGCUGCCGACAUGGAGGCCAGCAUCAGCUCACUGCCUCCCAUGGGAGAAAACGCGAGAAACCAAAAGGACCUGCAAGAAAGCGACGUAUACUUGUUUCCAUGUGGCAUGAAUGCCAUCUACAACGCCCACCGGGCCAUGCUGCGCGCUAGGGGCGACCUCCAAUCUGUCAACUUUGGCUUCCCCUACGUCGAUACGCUCAAGAUCCUACAAAAGUUUGGUCCCGGCUGUCUCUUCUAUGGGCGCGCUUCAGAGGAUGAUCUUGACGAUCUCGAAAAGCGCCUAGAGAGUGGCGAGCGCUUCCUGGCGCUCUUUUGUGAAUUUCCCGGCAAUCCUCUCCUAACUUGCCCCAACUUGGCGCGGAUCCGUACCCUCGCAGACAAGUACGAUUUCGGCGUCGUUGUGGACGAGACCAUCGGCAGCUUCAUCAACAUUGACGUGCUACAAUACGCAGACAUAGUCGUAAGCAGUCUGACCAAGAUAUUCUCGGGCGACUGCAACGUCAUGGGCGGCAGUGCCAUCCUUAAUCCAAGCGGCAAGUACUAUCAGGCCCUGAAGGGUGCUUGGAUCGAGGAUCUGGAAGAUACGUACUGGCCAGAGGACGUCGUUUUCAUGGAGCGUAACAGCCGCGACUUUGCAUCGCGUAUUGAGCGCAUCAACGAGAGUUCCGAGACAAUUUGCGACAUCCUCUCGGCCCAUCCGCUGGUAAAAUGUGUUUACUACCCGAGAGUAAAUCCGACGAGAACCAACUACGAUCUCUGCAAAUUGCCUGGUGGGGGUUAUGGCGGGCUUCUGUCGGUCACGUUUCACAAGACGGCCCACGCCAUUGCCUUUUUCGACGCCAUUGAGACGGCUAAGGGCCCAAGUCUGGGUACGAACUUUACUCUGACAUCGCCUUAUGUACUGCUGGCCCAUUACCAAGAGCUCGACUGGGCCGCUGGUCUGGGUGUUGAUCCGGACCUCAUCCGCGUCAGUGUCGGCCUGGAGGAGAAGGAUGAGCUGCAAAAAAUUUUCACCAGUGCUCUUCGAGCAGUCGAAAAGUCACAAGAUGAUUGA
Colletotrichum abscissum is the source of this 1782-nucleotide messenger RNA. RefSeq names its product cystathionine gamma-synthase. NCBI's taxonomy places the organism in Eukaryota, Fungi, Ascomycota, Sordariomycetes, Glomerellales, Glomerellaceae. Bases 1 to 1782 code for a protein of 593 amino acids. Gene Ontology annotation, molecular function: cystathionine gamma-synthase activity; pyridoxal phosphate binding. The record is from RefSeq and is a predicted model, not a curated record. The transcript has 3 exons. Gene Ontology annotation, biological process: transsulfuration.